Molecule: messenger RNA, 491 nt
Organism: Nestor notabilis (Kea)
Lineage: Eukaryota; Metazoa; Chordata; Aves; Psittaciformes; Psittacidae
Gene: SLC66A3
Product: PQ loop repeat containing 3
Exons: 6
Source: RefSeq, a predicted model, not a curated record
UCAUUCUAUUUUGUGUCUUUCUGUUCAGCUUCCUUGUGUUUCUGAGGUACCAGAUCUAUUAUGGUUACCCUCUGCAGACAUACCUGGAAUAUCCCAUCAUCAUUGCACAAGAUGUCAUUCUCCUUUUGUUUAUUCUGCAUUUCAAUGGAAACAAGAAACGAGCUUUGUUCUAUGCAGUCAUAUUUUGGGGGGGCUGGUAUGUGCUAACACUGCGGAAGUGGAUAAUAGACCUGGCCUUGAAUUUGUGCACAUUCAUCAGUGCAGCCAGUAAGCUGGCUCAACUGCGGUGUCUCUGGCAGACAAAAGAUUCUGGACAAGUCAGCGCCUUGACCUGGAGUAUGUCUGCAUAUACCUGUGCAACAAGAAUAUUUACAACCAUAGUGACUACGAAUGAUCUCGGGGUUCUCAUCCGUUUCAUAACCAUGCUCAUUCUCAAUAUUUGGGUCACAGCCACAAUCCUGCACUACAGGAAGACUAAAAAGACUGAUUAG